UCACUCGGGAGUUGUGCAGCCGUUCGUUGGUCUACUUGGACAUUCUGAUUUAGUGCUUACUUAAAAACACACACACACAUAUCAUUAUUCUUUAUUAUUAUUAAAGAAACAAAAGUAUUGCUUAAAUACUGGUUUGCAGAAUAACACUGAUUAAUAGAAAGUGCAACAAACCACAAAGCAUCUGUUCUUCGUCAAAGUGCAAGAAAGAGUGCGAAAAAGAGAGACCGCAUCCGCAGCAGCAGCAACAGCAGCAUCAUCAUCUUCGACAGCAUGGCACAGAAGACGGCAGAGGCAGAGGCCAAAGAUCAACAUACGCAGCGCGAUCAUAUCGACGAUGAUGAAGUCACCGAACUUCAGAGCCCGGCCAGCUUCUAUGAGAAGGUGCGUGAGCAGGCCGAAAGAUUCGCCAGCACCCGAUUGGGCCAAUUGGUCAUUGAGCGUGUCGAUCGCGGCCUGAAGUUAAUCGAGGAUACGACCAAAUGGAGUCUACCACAGGAUAAGAAUUCGAGUGCCGUUGUACUGGAGCGUCCGUUGCCCUGGGCUCCAUUUCUGCUGCUAAUCAUCCUGCUGCGCCUGGUGCGCAUCUGGCUCUCUGUGGGCGCCCUGAUGAUCGGCGACGGACCAGUGGCGCCAACGGACAUGAUAUACUUUAUACAGACGCGUCGUCACAAGCUGCGCGCCAUACGCGUCCAUGGCUUGCGGGUGAUGCGAAAUCGCCAGCAGGAGAUGUCCCCCGGCAAGAGUUUCACCCAGAAGUUGAGUCUGUGGUUCAAUCGCGCCAUCUGUCGACCGGGCGUGCAGCGGGAAAACAGCGGAAGGGCAUUCAAUAUGCACAGCUCGGAUCAACAGCCGGCAAAUCAGAGCGUGACGAAGCGAUCGCUUGAGGAUGAGUCGAAUGAGGAUGACAAUUUGACCAUCGAUGAGAUGUUGGCCAAAUAUGCCAACCAGAACUCCGAGGAUGAUUCCGAUUUUGUUCCCAGUGAAGAGAAAGACAGCGGCAGCAGCAGCAGCAACACGAGCGACGGCGACAGCGACAGCCACACAAGCGAACUGAUGACCAGCAGCGAGGAGCAGCAAUUGGUCGAGAACCGCGAUAAGAUUUUGGCAGAAAUGAGCAACAAGGAAAAUCCGGAAAAGCCGAUUACUGUCAAUGGCAGCAAUGGCAGCAGCGAGCAGGCGGAACUUGUCCCAGCAGCACAUCUCAGGGCAUCGAAAGUUAAAGCGGAGCAAUGGAAAUCGUCGCCAGGUCAUCUCAGCGCCGCCUUGAUGAAAACGCAGAUGUAUAAUAAUAUAACUGCCGCAGCCAAUCCUGAAUCCACAAGCAAUUCCACUCCAUACACCACCUCCCAGCCCGACUCUGAUCCUGAUCCCUCAACGGAUAACGAUAACGAUAACGAUAACAAUACUGACGACACGGACAGCAGCAGCACGAUCACUGUCUGCCAGCAACAGCAGCAGCCACAGCCACAGCCACAGCUGCCACAGCAAACAGAAGACCACAAUGCAACCACAACUACGAUAUCUGACAUAUGCAAUCCUAACCCAGAUCAUCCCACUGUUGAAACCCUAACGCCCGCUACAUCCUCUGAAGAUAUUUUCUAUAGUCCCAUCGGUUCGCCCAACAAUUUCAACAGCAGUCUUGGCACCCAGGCCCUUCUGAAGAGCGCUGCCAUUAAUGCGGCUCCCUUUCAUUCUACACCCAACUCUGAGCUGGAUGAAAUACAUUCAGCUGGCUCUGAAACGGAGGAAGCAGCCAGGCAGAGCAUCUAUCAGGCCGACCAACAGGACACCCAUCCAGCGGGCAAACCAUUCAAGCAACAACAGCAGCGCCAAUUCAAUCAUUCUCAUCAGCGUUUCCGUGGACGCAACCGACGCUAAGCCGACUGCUCUCCCAUCCCAAAGUGCAUUUUCUUUUUAAUACUAUAUCCUACUAUGCUUGCCUUAUACACUCGUUACACUUCUACUAUUGUUAGUAAUAUUUGAGUAAAUCUUUUGAAAUUUA
Drosophila grimshawi is the source of this 2002-nucleotide messenger RNA. RefSeq names its product clumping factor B (gene Jabba). NCBI's taxonomy places the organism in Eukaryota, Metazoa, Arthropoda, Insecta, Diptera, Drosophilidae. The record is from RefSeq and is a predicted model, not a curated record. The transcript has 9 exons. Bases 271 to 1878 code for a protein of 535 amino acids.